UUCUCCAACCUCUAGGCCACGGUUGCCCCCAAUAUGCUCAUUUCUGAUGACUGAUGGAAUGUAACUCUUAAAAGUUCUGGAACUCCUGUGCUAUGAUGUCUCCUCUACAUAGAACUGAUGUUUCACAGUGAAAACAUUCCGCUGUAGUCUCAUUAGGUGUUCCUUUGAUCCCCACACAACAGUUUGUACUACGAUCUCGAGCAGAUUCGAAGCAAUCACACAACGUUUCCGACAGAGCAACUCAUACGAAGUUUUGACGACACCAUUCUUCCGAAAUAUUCAUUUUUCUGCAACCAGCAGCUUCCUUGAAUUCAGUUACAAUGGACAGAGGAGAUGGACCACACAUCGGUGCUAACCACAAUGCUCCUGACCUCGUUAUGCCAGACUUAGGAGACGGACCCCACAUUGUCCCUAACCAUGCUGGACCAGUAAAUAUCCCACUGCAGGAAGUACUGCAGGCCAUUGAACAAGAUGAGCGACUUGACGCUGGAAUGAUUCACUGGCUGCAGUUUGUCUUCAUCAAUGGACUUGAGGACGAAGCCAUUGCUUUGCUGAGGCAACUUAGGAAUGAACAGGAGGGCAACAAUAUUGUCAACAAUUUUGACAAUAAUGAUGAUGACAUUGACGAACAAGCUGAAGAAGAUGAAGAUGACCAACAAGUUGAAGAUGCUCCUGCUGAGCCUCAAGUUAACUUGGAAGUCAACCAUCCUGUGGAAGCAGAAGAUCCCCUGCCUGGAGGAUCCAGGAGGAUUGAACCUCCUGAUGCCAUCUCUGACAGUGACCUCGACAGUGAUGCUGAGGAAGAAGAACCCUCCAGCAGCUCAGUGCCUGGAGGAUCAAGGAAGCGGUCAAGAGAGGAAGAUGAAGGAGAUAAGACAAGCAGGAAACGAUUCAGGUGCUGGAAUGAUGCCAUCUCAGACAGUGACACUGACAGUGACACUGACAGCGACGCUGACAGCGACACUGACAGCGACACUGACAGCGACACUGACGAUGAAGAACCAGUGUUAGCACACUCCUCUAACCAACUUUCUGGAGGAACCAGCAAGAGGAGAAGAGAGGAGGAGGAUGAUGACGACAGCAGAGGCAGCAAGCAAUCCAAACGCAGACGCUAUUAGACAUUAUAGCAAAAUAAAAAUAUAAAAUAAAAAUGAAAAUGAAAUGUAGUGGAGUAAAGGUAUGAAAUGUAAAGCAUAAGCAUAAGUUGUAUAUAGUAAAUUUAUAAGGAUAAAUUUGACUCAAACUGAAUGAAAUAUUACUCCGAUAAAUAUAAUGGAGUAAAAUUUACUGUUAAUUUUUCAGAUUUCUACUCUAUUCAGUGUUU
Scatophagus argus is the source of this 1324-nucleotide messenger RNA. Its product is annotated as putative surface protein SACOL0050. The transcript is spliced from 4 exons. The record is from RefSeq and is a predicted model, not a curated record. NCBI's taxonomy places the organism in Eukaryota, Metazoa, Chordata, Actinopteri, Scatophagidae. Bases 321 to 1118 code for a protein of 265 amino acids.